Molecule: messenger RNA, 3963 nt
Organism: Sclerotinia trifoliorum
Lineage: Eukaryota; Fungi; Ascomycota; Leotiomycetes; Helotiales; Sclerotiniaceae
Source: the annotation of a GenBank genome assembly
GGCGCGCAAGGGUUGAGGUUAUCCAAAUGAAAAGGAAUAAAUUGAUUGUACCAUUUUACAAAAAAAACCUUUGGAUCCUGGAUUUGCAUUUAGAUUUGCAUUCGCGACCGUAUUCAGCCUUCCCCUCCUUCUAUUUUCUAUUUGGCAAAAAUUCAUACAAUUCUCCUUCCUCCUUCCUCCUUCCUCCUUCCUCCAGCAUAUUCACUUGAUAUUCGAAGUCAUUAGGGUCUCUUUCAGCCUUUGCACUUUACAAGCAACGACUGGUUAGCUUUUUUCCUACCUACCUGCCUUGCCUUGUCUUUCCGCCUUCAUCGUUACAUUGGCAAAUAGUAACCAGCAACAACAACAACUCUGUUUAUUCCGACCUUACGAUCGUAUUCACGAAAGUUCCUAUCUGCUUCUUUGCCACCUACCCUUUCAACAACAAUACAAUGAGAUAAUUUUAAUGUCAUCAACCCUAAGAUAGCUUUCGUGGAGCUACAAAAAGUUUACAUUCUCAAAUCAAGCAAAUAACGCAACGCGCGUGAGCUAUCUAUUUUCCUCUUUUGUUCAAACCCAAGGCGAUCAACAAAGGGAACCUCUUCGACGACCGAUUUUGCAACAGUUGAAGGACUACUCGAAGCUCUGUUUUCUUCAUGGAGAGAAUAUCAUAAUAACAAAUACACAAUCUGCGACUUCGAUCUACUUCCUCUCUUUCACGACCCUGCACAAUGCCUCCCUCAAGGAAGGAAACAAUCAAUCCUUGUAUCACGACCCAACUUUGUCAACUCAUUUACUACCACCUUGACAAUAACCUGCUUAAUAAUGCCUUGUUCUUCGCAGAGCGAUUGCAUGCUUAUACCCCUAAAGGCCCUGAAUCAUCCUACCUCCUCUCAUUAUGCCAUUUACGCCUUGGCGAUUAUGCUUCCGCCUUCGAGGUGGUAAAGAGCCCAGGGAAUAAGAUGGGAAAUCUUGGCUGUGCAUACAUCUAUGCACAAGCAUGCCUUGCACUGGGAAAACUGAAAGAAGGCAUUGUGGCGUUGGAAAAGAAUAGAGGCUGUUGGGGGGCACAAAACUCAUUCGGCAAACAUACAGAAUACUCGCGACAUCCAUAUCCUGACGCAUCUGCCGUCUGUUGUUUACUGGCGAAGCUAUACCGUGCCUUCGAUGACAAAAAGCAGGCGAUCAGCUAUUUCGAAGAUGCGCUGAAAAUGAAUCCAUUCAUGUGGGAUGCUUUUACUAAUCUUUGCGAUAUGGGCACCAGUGUUAGAGCUUCGAGUACUUUUAGGAUGAGUGUAGAGAUGGAGGCAAUACUGAAAACGAAUGCACAAGAACGAGAGGCGCCAGUGGAACCCAUGUUUGUGGAGGAACCCAAACUGAUCCGACCCAGCGUGCGAACUUACCAGAGUGAACCCGUGGAUCCUUUCAAUAAUAAUCCCACGUCUCGAUCAUUCACCGGUGGCCUUUUUGGAUCACUUACUACCUCUGCAUCCUCGAAGCUCGCUGAGAGCAAUCCCAGUCUUACAAAUCUUCCCGCGACUGGAAAUGGCAGCAUCAGCUCUGACACAAUGGAAACGCCUACUGGUCCUAGUGUCCCUCCCGAUUAUUCUAUUGCGCCUAGUCGAAAAGAACCUGGUGUGAUAUCAGCAUUUCCUAUUAACAUGGAACCUCCACAAGCCCCAGCUCGCAGGAACCGAACACUACAGGGGCUUGGCAUGGACUUUAGCAUGGACGUUCCGAAGAUGGGUCGAUCCAUGGCCUCGAAACGACUUCAAAAGGCGGCAGCUGAAAUUUCGGAAGACAGUAGCGCAGGACACAAUUCUCGCCACAACUCUGUUACGGCACCAGGUGGGGAAAGGAAGCGAACCAUAUCGGGACAGGCAGUACCUCGACAGCCCUCAGAAGACCCUGGAGCACCCCAGAGAAGGAGUGUCAGAUUGAUCAACCAGUUCCGCCCCACAAGCAACAAACCUUCCAGUAACCUUGCCACUGUGGGGCCAGCGCCUGGGCGAGAAUUAAAGAAGGCUAGACCUCCGAUAUCAAAGAUCAUGCGACCGGUUGGGGCAUCGACCGCAGGUAGACAGGUCAGCGGUAAUCGAAAACCAGUGGAAGAAUCCAUGGAAUUAGACCAAAGGGAAGGAGAGGUAAGAUCCCGAGCGCCAGUAUCUACAAAAUCUUCCGGUACCAGGUCAUCCGAAUCAGACUCUGGAACUCGGGAGGAGGCUAUAAGAUGGCUUCUCGACUUGUUUAAAAAGUUCGGCACUGGCUAUUAUUUACUUGCCAGAUUUCAGUCUCGUCAAGCUUUGGAAGCGUUCUGCACAUUAUCUACUCAACAGCAAGACACGCCUUGGGUAUUGUCACAGAUGGGGCGUGCUCAUUACGAACAAGCAUCAUAUGCUGAAGCAGAAUUCUUAUACAGGCGGAUUCGACAAAUAGCACCAACACGCUUCCAGGAUAUGGAAAUAUAUUCUACUGUUCUUUGGCAUUUGAAAAAAGAGACUGAUCUAGCCUUUCUUGCCCAUGAGUUGGUUGAUUUUUCGUGGCAAUCGCCAGAGGCUUGGUGUGCGCUGGGAAAUUCCUGGUCACUUAUGCGAGAUCAUGAGCAAGCUUUACGAUGUUUCAAGCGGGCUACACAACUCAAUCCCAAGUUUGCUUAUGCAUUUACUCUGCAAGGUCAUGAGCAUGUUAUGAACGAGGAAUACGACAAGGCACUUACUUCAUACAGACAUGCAAUGGCUGUUGAUAGGAGACACUAUAACGCCUACUAUGGUGUUGGUAAAGUAUAUGAGAAGAUGGGUAAUUACGAUAAAGCCUUCAUACAUUUCGAAGCCGCUUCUAAAAUCAACCCAACGAAUGCCGUACUAUUGGGUCUUAUGGGAAGCGUUGUUGAUAAGAAGGGAAACAAGGCACUGGCACUCGCAUACUUCAAAAAGGCGAUUGAGUUGGAUCCUAAAUCAGCCUUGACUCGUUUCAAGAAAGCUCGAUGCUUAAUGACAAUGGGGAAUAUGGAAGAUGCUUUGGAGGAAUUGAAGAUCCUGAAAGAUUUGGCUCCUGAUGAGGCGAUGGUUCAUUUCUUAUUAGGUAGACUAUAUAAGAGUAUCAAACAAAAGGGUGCUUCAGUCCGACAUUUUACCAUCGCUCUGAACUUAGAUCCCAAGGUAUAUAUAUCCCAUCAUAUUAACCCCAAAACUUAUUACUGACGAGAAAUAGGCGAGUCAACAAAUAAAAGAAGCCAUCGAAAGUUUAGAGCAAGGGGACGACGAUGAAGAUGAUGAAACAAGCAUGAUGGGCUGAUUUGAAAUGAUCAUUAUUUUCAAAUUCGACCACAAAAUUUUCACUACGGGUCACUACGCCUUUCUUGUUUUCGCGUUGCGUUUCGAAUCGACUUUUCAGAGAUACCCAUUACUUAUCGACGUAUUAUUACUUAAAACCAUUCAUUAACCUUCUAAUCACAGAUGCUUUCAUCAUUUCAGCCUCACUACUCACGCCACAACGGAACAUCUCUAGAAAGAUAACAACCGAGAACAGCUUGUCAACGUUACAGUUUGCAAAACUUAAUGAUACGAUAAAACCGGAGGUGUUCCGAUCACAAUUGGGAAAAUGUCUCAGCAUUUUGCAUUUGGUCGGCGUCCAUAAUUCUCCCCGGCAUGGUUUCUCAUCACAGAUGAGCGGAUGGAUAGUCUAUAUCCCCCUCCAUGACGGGCUUCCUGUUGACUAACCAAAUUGUCAACUGCGUGAUAUCACUAUGAUGGGAUUGUUAAGAUGAUAAUAACAACGUUUAGUGGCUAGGAAUAGCGAGCGCACUGGGUUGCGAACAUACAUGGGCGGGUGGGAUGAGUAAAAUGGAUUAUCGUAGAUAAUAGUUAUCUCUUUCAUUCCCCUUCCUGAAAGCUUGAAAGGCGGGCCAAUGAAGAAGAAAACCUGGAGGAUAGGGGAACUGUAUCAUACUACUCUACCACAAAAGUCAAAAGUUUUUGCCCCCAA